UGAACCCUACUGAGCCACAUUAGCGUUGCUCUCUCACCGCCAAGCCACUGCACAGAUAAUGUUCCCAUGGUAUGAUUCAGAGAGUCACGUCGUUGAUUAUUGGAGCAAGCACGCACGCUAUCCUUAUCUAUCUCUUCUCUUCUUAUUGCUCAUUAUUACGCGUCUCUCUCGUGUAGUAUAUAUAUACGUAUGUGAUAGUAAUGUCGGGUGAGGAGACACAGAGGAAUGUGUUUGGCGCGGAAACGGCGUCGUCCUUGGUGAAGGAGCUGAGGGACAACUUCGGUAAAGGAACCACGCGAAGUUACGAAUGGAGAGUGUCGCAAGUGAAGGCUCUAUUGAAGGCGGUGGUUGAAAACGAGGACCAGAUCGUCGGUGCUCUUUGUUCCGACCUAGCCAAGCCUCCGCUCGAAACCGUCGUCUACGAGAUUGGUAUGUUUAAAAACUCAUGUGAAGUCAUACUGAAGGAAUUGAAACAUUGGAUGACGCCAGAAAAGGUUAAAACGUCAAUCAGAACUUUUCCUUCUUCAGCUGAAAUAGUACCUGAACCGCUGGGUGUCGUGUUAGUCAUCUCUGCAUGGAACUAUCCAAUCUUGUUGUCCCUUGAUCCAGUAGUUGGAGCUAUAGCAGCUGGUAAUGCUGUGGUUCUAAAGCCAUCAGAAAUUGCUCCGGCCACUUCAUCAGUACUAGCAAAGUUGAUAGAGAAGUAUAUGGAUAACUCAUUUGUAAGAGUUGUUGAGGGGGCAGUUGAUGAAACAACUGCACUAUUGCAGCAAAAGUGGAACAAGAUUUUCUACACAGGUAAUGGAAGAGUGGGAAAAAUAGUGAUGACUGCGGCUGCAAAACACCUUACACCAGUUGUACUGGAGCUUGGAGGAAAAUCUCCUGUUGUUGUUGAUUCAAACAACAAUUUGCUGGUAGCAGCUAGACGAAUAAUUGCUGGCAAGUGGGGAUUGAACAAUGGACAAGCCUGCAUUUCUCCCGAUUAUGUUAUAACAACAAAAGACUAUGCUCCCAAGUUGGUGGAUACCCUAAAGACUGAAUUGGAGUCAUUUUAUGGAAGGAACCCGUUGGAAUCUGAAGAUUUGUCUCGAAUUGUGAGUUCCAACCACUUUGCUCGCUUGUCAAAGCUCUUGAAUGAUGAUAAGGUUUCUGGCAAGAUUGUUUAUGGAGGCGAAAAGGAUGAAAAGAAAUUAAGGAUUGCUCCCACUAUUUUAUUGGAUGUUCCGCAAGAUUCUUCGAUAAUGGGUGAGGAGAUAUUUGGUCCAUUGCUUCCCAUCAUCACGGUCAAUAAGCUCGAAGAAAGUAUAGAUGUGAUCAACUCAGGAGCAAAGCCCCUCGCUGCAUAUGUAUUUACAACCGACAACAAGUUCAAGGAGCAGUUCGUAAAGAAUGUUUCUGCCGGGGGUUUGCUCGUCAAUGACACUGCCUUACAUCUUGUGGUUGAUACCUUGCCAUUUGGGGGAGUUGGGGAGAGUGGAAUGGGUGCAUACCAUGGGAAGUUCUCUUUUGAUGCUUUUACACACAAAAAAGCAGUUCUUUAUCGCAGUUUUGCUGGGGAUUCAGCAAUAAGGUACCCACCAUACACGGAUACAAAACUGAGAUUGAUGAAGGCUCUCGUCGGUGGUCGUAUCCUCGGAAUAAUUCGUGCUCUUUUCGGAUGGUCCUAAGCUUAACUUGUUUUGAAACCUAGCUAUUUUUUAUGUAUCUUUCGUUCUGGUUUUUUUGUACUUCAUCAUGCUGUGUAGCUUUAUUAUUAUUUUUGUUUUUUUAGAAGAAAACCAAUAGGCGAGAGUUGCGCAUGAAAAAAGCAAAAUAAAUUAAAUAAUCAUUGCUACUUUUCUUCGUGAUUGUGUUAGAUGUCUUGCGGUUGUAAUGUGGCUAAUGCCUUUUAGAGGCUAUGCAGGCUGUGAUACUAUAAAAUACUGUGUAUAUAUGCACAUAUUAACAUGCCUUUCACGGAAGGACAAGGCAUGCAUGCUCUUAUGUAUGUCAUAAAUUUAUAAUCCAGAUUUUGCUAGCGAUUUUGGUUUCUCA
Messenger RNA from Glycine soja, 2034 nucleotides. Its product is annotated as aldehyde dehydrogenase family 3 member H1-like. The transcript is spliced from 11 exons. Bases 201 to 1667 code for a protein of 488 amino acids. Gene Ontology annotation, cellular component: cytoplasm. The record is from RefSeq and is a predicted model, not a curated record. Gene Ontology annotation, biological process: aldehyde metabolic process. NCBI's taxonomy places the organism in Eukaryota, Viridiplantae, Streptophyta, Magnoliopsida, Fabales, Fabaceae. Gene Ontology annotation, molecular function: aldehyde dehydrogenase (NAD+) activity.